Molecule: messenger RNA, 2205 nt
Organism: Gaeumannomyces tritici R3-111a-1
Lineage: Eukaryota; Fungi; Ascomycota; Sordariomycetes; Magnaporthales; Magnaporthaceae
Exons: 5
Coding region: 1-2205 (734 amino acids)
Biological process (GO): carbohydrate metabolic process; protein deglycosylation; protein quality control for misfolded or incompletely synthesized proteins
Cellular component (GO): cytosol; nucleus
Molecular function (GO): carbohydrate binding; peptide-N4-(N-acetyl-beta-glucosaminyl)asparagine amidase activity
Source: RefSeq, a predicted model, not a curated record
AUGCCAGUCACCGGCUUCAGUCAUUUGCAUGAUUCUGGGACCGGAGGGGGAACGAGCUUGGGGAACUUCCCCAUCUUUCCACAGACUGGGUGCGCCGGCGACGACCUGAACAGGUGCUACUUUCCCAAAGCCCUCAGGGCUAGCCAGAAAAUCAACAGCACGGUCAAGGCGAGCCCAGGAUACUUUGCAGUUUCUCUCAACACGUCUAUCCACGCCGAGAUGACCGUUUCCAACCGCACCGCCCUUUACCGGUUCACAUUUCCCGGGCAGGCCAAGAACAUGAGCACAGGCGCGCAGCCAGCCCCGGACCUACCUUACAAACCACUUAUCCUGGCUGACUUGACCGAUCUUCCCGGGUCGCGGAGCAAUGCCUCCAUCAGCGUCGAUCCCUCUACCGGCCGAAUCACCGGCAACGGGACCUUCAAUCCUUCGUUUGGCGUCGGCACAUAUACUACGCAUUUUUGCGCAGACUUCAGUGGUGCAGCGCUCCAAGAUACUGGCGUCUUCAUGAACAACAGGGCUGGAAACGACCCAAAAAGUUUGCAGAUAUACCCCGAUGGUGUCAGCUCCCCGCCGGUUCCAGCUGGGGCCUGGGUCCAGUUCCAGGCGCCCGCCAACGACCAAAUCCUUGUCAGGGUCGGCGUGUCGUUCAUUAGUGUGGCUCAAGCUUGCAGCAACGCGGAGCGAGAAAUACCCAAUUUUGACUUCAACGCAACUUUGUUGGCAGCACAGGCUGCAUGGCGUCAAAAACUUGGAGUCAUCGCUAUCGAUAGCGGAAACGUCGACAAGUCUCUCCAGACUGUAUUCUGGUCUGGCGUUUACCGGUCGCUGAUCUCACCGCAAGAUUACACGGGCGAAAAUCCGCUCUGGCAAAGCACGGAACCGUACUACGACUCGUAUUAUUGCAUUUGGGACUCCUUCCGGAGCGUCCACCCGCUGAUCACGAUCCUUGACCCACAUAGCCAGACACUGAUGAUCAGGUCGCUGUUGGAUACUUACCGACACGAGGGCUACCUCCCGGACUGUCGUAUGAGCUUCUGCAAGGGAUACACACAGGGCGGCAGCAAUGCGGACGUUGUUAUCGUUGACGCGUUCGUCAAAAGACAAGGCCUUGGCGGGGGCAUUGACUGGGCGACUGCCUAUGAAGCCAUUGUCAAGGACGCUGAAGUACAGCCUCCUGUGUGGACCGUCGAGGGCCGAGGCGGCCUCAAGAGCUGGAAGACACUGGGAUACAUCCCCGCCGAUGACUUCGAUCCCCACGGCGUCGGACUGUUUACUCGCUCCAUCUCGCGCACCGUUGAGUACGGAUACAACGACUUUUGCAUCGCUCUCAUGGCCGGCCUGACGAACAAGCCUGAGGAUGCCGAAAUCUACCAUCAAAGAUCCAACAACUGGCUCAACCUCUUCAAGCCAGACCAGACCUCGAUCCUAAACACCUCCCUCGGCCUCAUAGACAGCGGCUGGAUGGGCUGGCUCCAGCCAAAGUACCUCAACGGCACCUUUGGGUUCCAGGACCCGAGCCUCUGCCAGCCCAUCCAAAACUUCACCUCGUGCUACCUCAACAGCAACGGCCACGAGACGUACGAGGGCGGCAGCUGGCUCUACACCUUCCUCGCCGCCCCGCACGACAUGGCGACCCUCAUCAAGGCCAUGGGCGGGCCCGAGGCCUUUGUCCGGCGGCUCGAGUACUUCCACAAGACGCCCGACCUGUUGUACCUAGGCGACGAGCAGGCCUUCCUGCUCGUGUACCUGUUCCACUACGCGGGGCGGCCGGGGCUGAGUGCCGAGCACGCGCACCGCUACAUACCCUCGCAGUUCAACGACACCGUGUCCGGCAUCCCCGGCAACGACGACAGCGGCGCCAUGGGCGCCUUCAGCACCCUCGCCAUGAUGGGGCUGUACCCCGUCGGCGGCCAGGACGUGUACCUGAUCACGCCGCCCUUCUUCCCCGAGGUCAACGUCACCAGCGCCGUCACGGGCAGGACGGCGACGGUGCGGGCCGUCGGCCUGGACGCCGGGUACGAAAACAUCUACGUGCAGCGCGCGACGCUCAACGGCGCCCCUUAUAGCCGGAGCUGGAUCACGCACGGCUUCUUCGCCGAGGGGGGCGUCUUGGAGCUGGUGCUGGGCCCAGUGGAGAGCACGUCGUGGGGCACCGGCGACGAGGAUAUCCCGCCCAGUUCCUCAGCAACCCUACGCAUUUGA